UCCUCAUAGAUCAAUACAACAGAGAGAUCAUGAGGUUCAUGUUGAUGCUAACAACCUUUAUUGGCUGCUGGUACCCAUUGAAGAGAUGGCCUGAAACUCUGGUAGCCAUCAGCCUUUGUUUUCUCUCCCUGAUAUGCUAUUUGAACCACAGGAACAAGAAGCAACUCAUACUGAUCAACUGGCCUUUCUUGGGCACACUUCCUUUGGUUCUCCGAAACAUCCACCGUCUCAAUGAGUGGUGGACUGAGGUUUUCAACUCGCUUGGCAGCAGCUCCUUCUAUAUAAGAGUCCCUCCCUUCUCAACCCCGAAAUACCUCCUAACUUGCCACCCCUCCAACUUGGAUCACAUCCUCAGAACUAAUUUCUCCAAUUACCCAAAAGGCCGAGACUUCACCGAGAUAUUUGACAUACUUGGUGAUGGAAUAUUUAGCACUGACGAGACAUGGCAUGCCCAGAGGAAGAUAGCAAACUUGCGCUUCACGUCCAGAAAGUUUCGGGACAUCGUCGCAAAGUUGAGCAGAAAGGUGGUGAGUGAUGAACUUCUUCCCCUGUUGGCGCAUGUAGCUACACAAGAGUCGGCCAUCGAUUUGCAAGAUGUGUUUCUGAGGUUUACAGUUGAUAGUAUUGGUCGUAUUAUAUUUGGCAGAGACGUUAGCAGUCUGUCUACAGAUCUUCCGAUAGACGAACUCGCCACUGCCUUUGAGGACGCACAGAAAGCCAUACAAUAUAGGCAAGUGAUGCCCACUUGGGUGUGGAAGUUGCUACGUUGGUUGAGGGUGGGGAGAGAGAGGAAGUUAGCUGAAGCAGCUAAAACCGCAGAUACCCUUAUAGGAAAAUAUAUUUUGCUGAAGAGGGAAGAGUUGGUUAAAGGGGUGGAAGGAAAUGAUUUAUUGUCCAUGUACAUGAGCGUUCAGGGAGAAAUGAACGAUGACUUCUUCAAGAGCGACAAGUUCCUCAGAGAUAACAUGCUGAACUUCGUCAUUGCCGGACGGGACACAACUGCAUCGGGCCUCACCUGGUUCUUUUGGUUAAUUUCUAAGACCCCGCGUGCUGAGGCAAAGAUCUUGGAAGAACUAGAGCUUGUCUUCUCUAAGAAGAAGGAGUCUAGAGAAGGUGAGCUUGAUACAGGGGCCAAGCAAAUGUGGGUGUUCGAUUCAGAUGAUCUUAGAGGGUUGGUGUACCUGCACGCAGCGUUGUGUGAAACUGAAAGGCUCUAUCCUGCAGUUCCAGUCAUCCAAAAAGGUAUUAUCAGAGAAGAUGCUCUGCCUGAUGGAACCAUUGCGAGGCCAGGGAUGCUGAUCCUACUGUCAGUCUAUGCAAUGGGAAGGAUGGCAUGGAUCUGGGGAGAGAAUUGUUUAGAGUUCAAGCCCGAGAGAUGGAUCGACGACGAAGGAAAACUGAAGCAUGAAGCCACAUCUAAGUUGGCAGCGUUCGGCUUUGGGCCGAGGACUUGCCUGGGUAAGGACAUGGCUUUCACUCAGAUGAAGAUGGCUGCCGCUGCCAUCCUCUUCAACUUCCACGUUGAAGUGGUAGAGGGUCACCCUGUUUCUAUAAAAAGAUCUACAGUCCUACAAAUGAAUGAUGGAUUGAAGGUCAAGAUGAAAAAACGAGCCCAUUAGUUAAUAUUCCAUCAAGGUGUUGGAAAAUCCUUAUGCUGUCUACCUACUUAAUCUGUUUAUCUAAUCCAGAACAUUAUCAUCUUGUAAAACAAAGCUAGAUUAUUGUUUAGUUUCCUAGAAUAAUAAGGGUUACUGCUAGUUAAUUUCGU
Messenger RNA from Nelumbo nucifera (sacred lotus), 1768 nucleotides. The record is from RefSeq and is a predicted model, not a curated record. Lineage: Eukaryota; Viridiplantae; Streptophyta; Magnoliopsida; Proteales; Nelumbonaceae.